AUGAAUCUCGUGUGUUUACCUAGAACAAAUAUCUGUGGUACCGGAAAGGAGAGGCUCAUUCUCUGUCUGCAUCGCCUCACCAACAAGCCAAACAGCCGCGUCAGGACGAGUCCAGUGUGUCAUCCUGGUUGCAACGGGAAGCGCAACUUCAACCUCUUUCGUCCCAAAACCGUCCACUACCUAGAAGCCCUCAAGCAGCAAUUUAGAUACUUCGGCCCGUUUCCGGCUAAAUACAAACUAAUCGCAGCGCCAAUGGCUGUUCAUAUUGUUUUGUACCUCACAGAAAUAAUCCCUCAUCGAGAUACGACUCCAUUCUCCCGGAUGACGGAGCGGGAGGUAGGGAAGCGGGAUAAGAAGCUUAUCGGGAAGAUUACAAAGAUAAAUUGGAUGGAUAGGCCUAGCGCUAAGGAGUUGUUGGAGGGAUGA
Molecule: messenger RNA, 426 nt
Organism: Paracoccidioides lutzii Pb01
Exons: 2
Coding region: 1-426 (141 amino acids)
Source: RefSeq, a predicted model, not a curated record